GUAUGACGUCAUCCCGCAGCUACUGAUAGGUGUACGGUGGGGACGCCAUUUUGUUUGUUUGCGGCGAGGGAAGACGAUCCUCUUCACUCUCGCCGCCGGCUGCCAGCUUGAUGAACUCAGUUAGUUUUGUUUGUGAAUUGCAUGAAUAGAGUAUUCUGGAUCAGCCAGCAGAGCUUCCAGAGAUGCCAUCAAGAACAGCAUGGUGUAAAAGCAAACAAUGGCCGACAUCCUAACUAAGCUUUUGGCCGCUCGCCGGACUGGGCAGCAGGUGCUGCGAAGCAGCCUUGCAAUGGAGGCGCCAUAUGAUGGCAGUGAAGUAACUGUGGUAAUGGAAGAAAUAGAAGGCACAUACAGCUAUGCGUCUCCAGUGCCAUCUAAAAAGAAGAAGAAAUAUAGAAGUCCUGGAGAUCAAGGCGAAAAGGCUAAAAAACCCAGAUCUGCAUACCUUCUGUAUUACUAUGAUAUAUACCUGAAAGUUCAACAGGAGCUCCCCCAUCUUCCUCAGUCUGAAAUUAAUAAGAAGAUCAGUGAGAGCUGGAGGCUGCUCAGUGUGGCUGAAAAAAGUUAUUAUCUGGAGAAGGCUAAGUUAGAAAAAGAAGGAUUGGACCCGAAUUCUAAGCAGUCUUCUCUGGGUGCUGUAGUUCCGGACAUUCCAGGUUUCCGUAAAAUCCUACCUCGUUCAGAUUACAUAAUUAUUCCCAAAGGCAACCUCCAGGAGGAGGGAAGCAAACAGCACUUGGAACUGUGCAUGGCCCAAGGACAAACAGCGUCAGAAGGACUAACAGCUUCUGCUAACGUCACGGGUGUUUCCCACAAUGCUGUGCAAAACAUCAUUUCCGUAGACUCCAGCCACAUGGGCAUUUCCGAGCAGUGCAUUACCAUUGAAGGAGUUGCAGAAGACCCAGCCUCGCUUGUUCAGUCGGACACAAUAGAAGAAGUUGUUGCAUCAGAGGUCCUGUCUCAUGUCCGACCUGCUUCACACAAAGUGGGUGGGGAUGUCAUCCUGGAUGAAACCCCUCUGGAACUAGGAGACAGCUAUCCCUAUCAAACAACCAGUGUGGUUAUUGAAGAGACUCUGGUUAAUGGCUCAGAUGCCUCUAAUGGGAGCCUUACUGUGGCACAACCACAGGUUUCAGAUGGCCUCUCUGUGGUGACGGUGGUGACUAGGAGAGAUAGAGAAGAAAGUAAUUGUGUAACACCUGCUGCACAGUUCAUUAUGCUCCCUCUGCCAGCCCACUCUGUUGUGGAAAACCCAGCAUCAAUCAAACUGACAACCACCUAUACUCGCAGAGGGCAUGGUAAUUGCACCAAUGCUGGCUGUUCCUUCACUUAUGUGACCAGACACAAGCCACCAAAGUGCCCAUUGUGUGGCAACUUUCUGGGAGGGAAGUGGAUCCCAAAGGAUAAACAAUCUAAAGGCAAAUCCGAGCCAGCUUCAGGUGUGCCUUUGAAAACGCUGAGGCCCAAAAGAUGUCAGCAGCCGUUAGCUUUGGGACAGGCAGUGCUUCAGAACAGCACCUAUAAAUCACCACUGGAGAGCUCUGAAGCUGUUGCCCAGCUUCUGAAUGCAGCUCCUCUUGGGGAGCAGGUGCAGGAGACUGAAUGGGAAGAGGUGAUAAUCUCUGAGGCUCACAUCCUUGCAAACAACACACAGCCAGAGGAGCAAGGAAAUGCCGCUGCAGUUAUGGAGCUUCAAGAAGGCACUGCACAACUUGACUCUUCUUUAGAACAGAAGGAGAGGGAGGGGCUUGAAACACAUUCAUCUACUGAGGUGGUGAGCCCUACAAACUCACUUACAAAUCUGACGUCUGCCAUGAAACCUCAAACAGGAGAUGAUGCACUUGGCACUUCACUCAAGGGGCAGGAGCAGAAGAGCAAAGCAAGACCCAAGCCAUCUUUGCUGGCUGCUGCAAGGCCCAUGAGAGCAAUACUGCCCGCCCCAGUCAGCCUGGUGAGAGAAACCAACACAGAGCAGCCCAACUGCAGACAACCGCUUCCAAAUAAUGUUCAAGACAAAAAUUCUCCUGCAAGAAUCUCAGGACUGAAACCUAGUACUUUGAAGCAGUUGGGUCAGUCUCCACUUCAGUCACCUGUUGUUGAAGAGCACAAGGUCCAUGAUGGCACAAACAGCUCAGCAUCUCAGGUCAAAGUGAUGGAGGUCAAACCAGAUGUAUUCCAUUCCUAUAAGUACAGCUGCACUGUUACCUUGGAUUUAGGCUUGGCGACCUCACGAGGUAGAGGGAAGUGUAAAAACCCUUCUUGCAACUAUGUAUACACUAAUCGGCACAAGCCACGUAUCUGUCCCAGCUGUGGCUACAAUCUUGCUAAAGACAGAGCUGAAAAAACGGUGAAAUCCCUGGAAGUCACUUCUAGCCCCACAGAUGUGUUGAACACCAAUGAGCCUCUAAUCCAAUCCCAAAAAGAGAUUCAACGUCAGUCCACUCUGCAGCUUCUACGUAAAGUAAUACAGAUCCCAGAGAAUGAAUCUGAGCUGGCUGAUGUCUUUGCACUGAUUCAUGAACUCAACAGCUCACGGCUCAUCCUGUCCAACAUGAAUGAGGAGACGGUCACCAUUGAGCAGACUUCUUGGUCAAACUAUUAUGAGUUUCCAUCAUCACAGUGCCUUCUUUGUAGCAGCACUUUAUUCAAAGGGGGACCCAAUUCUCUUGCUGGCCCUCAAGAGUGCUGGCUGUUGACAGCAAAUCGGCUGCAGCUGGUCACUGCUCAGCUCAAGGUCUGUGUGAAUGUGCAGUGCUUGGCCCUCCAUAGCUUCAAUGAUAUCUACACAGGCUUGUUUAAUGUGGGAAACAAGCUUCUGGUGAGUCUGGAUCUUUUGUUCACGAUAAGAAAUCAUCUUAAACUUGGUGAGGAUCCUAAAGUGGCAGUCAGCAGCAUCUUGGAAUCUGUGCAAGAACAAACUGAGAGAAACCUGAACAGUGAGGAGUUGAGUCAGCUGGAGGAGCUGCUGUGCAAUGGCUAUUGGGCCUUCGAGUGCCUCACUGUCCGGGACUACAAUGAUAUGAUCUGUGGAGUCUGUGGCAUUGCACCCAAAGUUGAAGUCGCCCAGCGGAAUGUGGAGAAUGUUUUGUCACUGAAAAAUAUUGAGUUUACCUGGCCAGAAUUCUUGACAUCUAGUGAAGUAAAUGUAGAAGAUUUCUGGUCCACCAUGGAAACGGAAGUGAUAGAACAGGUGGCAUUCCCCUCCAGCAUUCCUAUCACAAAAUUUGAUGCUUCUAUCAUAGCCCCCUUCUUCCCGCCACUCAUGAGGGGCACUGUGGUGGUCAACACAGAGAGAGAGAAGAACCUUGAUGCACAUGUUAUACCAGGCAACCCAAGUGUUCUAGUGAGGCUGAUUCAAGAGGAAACCUGUAAAAUGGAACAGAUUGGUUCUUACAGUGAUGAAGAACUACAGAAUUUUUUGUCUCAGUGCAGCAUUCCCUGGGAGGCAGGAGAAUCGAAGGAGCAGCUCUGUCUUUCCCUUUUGGCUUUGUAUGAUUUUGUACAGAAUGGGACACCAAUCAGUCAGCCUCCUGCACACUUCACUGGAGGGAAAAUCUACAAAACGUGUCCACACCAGGUCAUGUGUGGCUCAAAAUAUAUUGUGAGAGGGGAAAGUCCCCGGGACCAUGUGGACCUUCUAGCCUCAUCGCGCCACUGGCCACCAGUCUAUGUGGUGGACUUGGCCACUUCUGUGGCAUUGUGUGCUGAUAUCUGCUAUCCUGAUUUGACUGCUCAGAUGUGGGGGAGGAACCAGGGUUGCUUCUCUGACCCCAUGGAGCCUUUAAGGUAUGUGUCCUGCCCAGAACUUCUCGACAGGCACUACAAUGUGGAUAUGACCAGUGCUGAACAUUCUGUUCAGCACCCAGUCACCAAAUCGCCAUCCCGCCGGGUAGUUCACACGGGGACAGAGCAGAGCACUCAGAGUGACCCAACAGCUCAGCACCAUUCCCUCUCUCUCUGCUGGGAACUAGAACCCUACGGUGCCAUCAUUACAGCCAUCAAUGACAGCAAAACCAGUAAUGUCCGCCAGAGGUCUAUAACCUUUGACAAUGCAACUCACUAUUACCUCUACAAUCGCCUGAUGGAUUUCCUCUCCAGUCGAGAGAUUGUGAACAGGCAGAUUCAUGAGAUUGUGCAGAGCUGCCAGCCUGGUGAGGUGGUGAUCCGGGAUACGCUGUACCGUCUGGGUGUGGCACAGAUCAAAACAGAAACAGAAGAAGAGGAGAUUCAAGGAGAGGAUGGUGUUGUUUAACCUGCGCUGAGGGGGUCAUCUUCUAGUGCUAGAGAAGAGAGCUAGGCUGUCACAAAGACCUCUACAGAUACCCCGGGAAGUUUUUCAUGCAGAUGCACUCCAGUACUGAAAGGCUGUGACAGCUUAUAUUGGCCAAAGAGUCAUGUGCUUCCAUAAACUCUGGAUUUCUCCUUUGGGCCUUGAGAUCUGCAAGCAGCCUUGCUGUGAAAGGGCAGGUUCCCCUUCCCAAAGGGCUGUUUGGAUCCUUAAGCCAGCCAGCAUAGAUAAGGAAGAGGAGACAGCUUCCGACUGCUUAGAAGGGCAGGCUAGAGAAGGCAAAUGGAUUGACAAAAGAUCACUUGACCUAUUUUUUCUGUGUACACUGCUGGGUGUUAGGAUACGAAGGGGAAAGAAGGGGAGAAAAGGGAGCAGGGAAGUGUUAGGAGUCUCUCAGAAGAGUAACUGAGUAGGUGGCUGUCAGAACGUUUGGGCUGUUACUGGGCUUUGUUCUGACAAGACGAACUGAUAAGCUGAUCUUUUGGCCCCCAUCGAUAUUGAAAGGGGAAGAGCAGAUCUAGUCUUAUAACUAAUUCUGCCUCAACCUGAGAAGCUUCUAAAUGUAUUUAGUGGCUGGCAUUUGGGGUGAGCUAUAAUGUCUAUGUGCAUUAAGGUAAGGAAUGCAGGUAGUAAUUAUCGUGGCCUAGUUUUACAAAGGCUCUUAAGGGAUUUUCAGGCAACUCAGCUAUUGAUCAGGAGAGGAUCCUCAAACCUCUGCAAUCACUCUUUUCGGGCACUUUACUUUACAUCUCACCCAUGGACUUAAUAAAUGAUUGUCUAUUUGUAUGCUGCAAAGAGUAUUUGUGGAAGAUUAGUUGGGUUCAGUGAACACAAUCUGACAAGAGAUGCUUUUCUAAUUAUUUCUCUGACUAAAACAUGUCAGGGAAACUGCAUAAUGCUUGCUUGUAUGGGCAUUUGGCAAACCACUACACUAUUCCCAAUUCCAGCAUUAUAGAGCUGACUUGGUUGAGAUUUGUAUUGUAGUCGGCACUUUGUUCUGAGGAGACCAGCAUUGUUCUUUCCCACAUAAUAUGAUGAACCAUGGUAUGUAAACUCUUUGCAUUUGCCACUGAUUCCCUUUCACUCUUGGCUAUCCAUACAUCUGAGAACUGUGUUCUGCUGCAGCUGAAAAUGGGAAAUCCUGCCGUGUGGGGGAGGAUUUCCACUAUGUUUAUUCAUUGGGUGGACAGAUUUGUGGUGUGGAUUUAAAAACUCCCUUCUGUGAAGGAUUGUUGUGUGGACUUUGUUGUUUUAAAAAAAAACCGUAUUGAGUUUCUGAGCAAAGCUUAUAAUUUGCUGCUUAAAAUGCUAAUUUAUUAAAGACACUUUUUCAGUCAGUGAUAAACUUUAAUAAAUUAUCUCCUCCAGUGUUGGAGGACUAAAACUC
Molecule: messenger RNA, 5675 nt
Organism: Hemicordylus capensis (graceful crag lizard)
Lineage: Eukaryota; Metazoa; Chordata; Lepidosauria; Squamata; Cordylidae
Gene: HMGXB3
Product: HMG-box containing 3
Exons: 21
Coding region: 218-4252 (1344 amino acids)
Source: RefSeq, a predicted model, not a curated record